Messenger RNA from Bombyx mandarina (wild silkworm), 357 nucleotides. It is a transcript of the gene CPR29, whose product is annotated as cuticular protein RR-1 motif 29. The record is from RefSeq and is a predicted model, not a curated record. NCBI's taxonomy places the organism in Eukaryota, Metazoa, Arthropoda, Insecta, Lepidoptera, Bombycidae. Gene Ontology annotation, cellular component: chitin-based extracellular matrix. Gene Ontology annotation, molecular function: structural constituent of chitin-based larval cuticle.
AUGAAACUGGUACUAUUAUUGAGUUUGAUAGCAGUAGCUAUCGCUGCCCAAAUUCCGACCUUCGAUUCUAACCAAAACGCUCGUAUACUUUACCAAAAUUACGAAAGUAAAUUUAGAAGUUACAAAUUUGGUUUCAGACAAUCCGAUGGUAUCAGACAUGAGCAGGAAGGAUUUCUCAAUAACUUCGGUCAAGAAAACGAAAAUCUAUCCGUGAAAGGUAGUUACUCAUGGGUAGGACCUGAUGGAGUAACUUAUGAGAUAGACUAUACAGCUGGCGAAGAUGGUUUCAAACCAGAUAUUUCUCAGGGACCCGGUGGUGGCAUUCCGCCACAAAUCCUGGGUUCUAUGGCUGGUUAA